AGCGUCAAGUCCCCACAACCUCUGCCUCGCUAUGAGUAGAGCUGUAACUGUAGCAACGGGUGGGGAGGAGAGGAGACCGGAGAGAGAGGGUCAGAGCGACAGGGGAUGAGGCAGGCUGAUCAGAGUCUGCACUGAUUGUUGGAGACGCAAAGGAAAGUUCUUUCUUCUCUCUCUCUCUCUCUCUCUCUCUCUCUCUCUCUCUCUCUCUCUCUCUCUCUCUCUCUCUCUCUCUGAAGAAACUAAAGUCUAGGCUGGACAGCAUCCACAGGAGAAGCACCUACAAGGAGAAUUUUUUUCCAGCAGCUUGCUCGGGACUCUGCAGGAGCCGCAGCUGGGACUGGCCCCACUGUUAACCAUGAACUCUUCCUGCUGCCUGUCCUCGGCUUCUCCUAUGCUGCCUAAUCUCUCACAGCACCCUGCAGCCCCUCCUGCCAGCAACAGGAGCGGCAGUGGGUUCUGCGAGCAGGUCUUCAUCAAGCCUGAGGUCUUCCUGGCGCUGGGCAUCGUCAGCCUAAUAGAAAACAUCCUGGUGAUCCUGGCUGUGGUCAGGAAUGGCAACCUGCACUCUCCCAUGUACUUUUUCCUGUGCAGCCUGGCUGCAGCCGACAUGCUGGUGAGCCUGUCCAACUCCCUGGAGACCAUCAUGAUCGCUCUUAUCAGCAGCGACUCCCUGACCCUGGAGGACCAGUUCAUCCAGCACAUGGACAACAUCUUCGACUCUAUGAUCUGCAUCUCCCUGGUGGCCUCCAUCUGCAACCUCCUGGCCAUCGCCGUGGACAGGUACGUCACCAUCUUCUACGCGCUUCGUUACCACAGCAUCAUGACAGUGAGAAAAGCCCUCACCUUGAUUGUGGUCAUCUGGGUCUGCUGCGGCAUCUGCGGCGUAAUGUUCAUUGUCUACUCCGAGAGCAAGAUGGUCAUCGUGUGUCUCAUCACCAUGUUCUUCGCCAUGGUGCUCCUCAUGGGCACCCUGUACAUCCACAUGUUCCUCUUCGCCAGGCUGCACGUCCAGCGCAUCGCAGCGCUACCCCCUGCAGACGGGGUAGCCCCACAGCAGCACUCGUGCAUGAAGGGGGCUGUCACCAUCACCAUCCUGCUGGGGGUUUUUAUCUUCUGCUGGGCGCCUUUCUUCCUCCACCUGGUCCUCAUCAUCACCUGCCCCACCAACCCCUACUGCAUCUGCUACACGGCCCAUUUCAACACCUACCUGGUUCUCAUCAUGUGCAACUCCGUCAUUGACCCCCUCAUCUACGCCUUCCGCAGCCUGGAGCUGCGCAACACGUUCAAGGAGAUCCUCUGUGGCUGCAACAGCCUGAACUUGGGUUAGGAUGCCUGUGGAGAUGUUCCGAAUCCAGCCAAGAGACAAAGACAAUACUCAGACGAGGCGUAAAGGGUGUUAGGAGUUGGAACUCUGCUUGGCGUCAUCUGUAAGCUGGUGACCCUUUGCAGAGGGGACAUGGCAUAGAAUGGGCCGUCUGUGAUGAUCUGUGUGUGGGUAAGUCAGAGUCUGAUCUACCACAUAGCCUGGAAGAAUCAGGCAAGGCAGCCCCCAGUGUCACCUGUGUCCAUUGCUAGGCACCCAGGGCUUGUGGCUCCUGCCUGCUCAUUAGUUUUGUACCAGUAACUCUGUGCUUCAAGCCAACCAGAUCAGAGGGCUCUUGUGAACAGAAAAAGAAAAAAAAAAAAAUGCUUGGACCUCCGGCAAGCAGCCCGGCUCGCAGCGGUCACCUCCAGCUGCUGCUGCCAGCUGCCGGCUCCGUGGAGAGCUUUGUACAUAUUCUGUGGGAGAUGGAGUGAAACUGUGCAAACGAUGUCAUGUUCGCUGCUCUCUUCCAGGACCCGCAUCCGUGCCAGCCUCCCUGAACCCCUGCAUGGAGACAUGACCCCCUUCUCUCUGUGCCGCUGUCAUGGUUGUUAUUGUUGUUGGGGUUUUGUUCAUUAAAUCUAAGCUUCAAAACCUAGUGUGUUAAGAUUCUCUAGUCAGUGAGAGGUCCGAGGGUCCUGGCCAUUUCAAGGUAGAUGUUACUCUUUAAAGAACAAAACAAACAAACAAAAACCCAGGGUCUACUGUUGCUUCUCUGCCUUUCAAAUGCGAGGAACCGGCAGGCAGGAAGGUGUGUUUCACUAGAAACUGCUCUCCUGUGGUUGGUGAUUGUUUGAGCAGCUGGACUGCUCCUCUCCUUACCCCUGCUCCUGGUUAAGUGCGCGUCUAUCAAGUGAUUAUUUUAACGUCGUUUAUGAGAGAGUCUGUCUUGGUUGUUGCUUCUUUUGCUAGAUGUGGUGUUAAAGUCAAACGACCCUGUCAGCAACACCUGUACCUUGUCAAGUAGAGCAGUCACUUCCACCACCGCAGGGCAAGAUUUACAGGCUUCCUGUCUAACAGCACUGUGUGCUGCGGGCAGCUGCCAGAUCCCUUCCUGACCUAGACAGCUUCAGCUAAUGCCAUCUCCCUUGGUCCGUGUUCUCCUGCUUUUGAAUACAUGAGGUGGGAGGACCGUGCUUGAAUUUCCCCUGCUAACAUAACAGCAAACAUCAUUUGUUUCUUGCUUUAAUGGUGAUUCUUGGGGACAAUAAAGGCUUUGGUUCCU
This is a messenger RNA of Arvicanthis niloticus (Nile rat), 2588 nucleotides long. RefSeq names its product melanocortin 3 receptor (gene Mc3r). The record is from RefSeq and is a predicted model, not a curated record. NCBI's taxonomy places the organism in Eukaryota, Metazoa, Chordata, Mammalia, Rodentia, Muridae. Gene Ontology annotation, cellular component: membrane. Gene Ontology annotation, biological process: G protein-coupled receptor signaling pathway. Gene Ontology annotation, molecular function: melanocortin receptor activity.